Molecule: messenger RNA, 1368 nt
Organism: Ostreococcus lucimarinus CCE9901
Lineage: Eukaryota; Viridiplantae; Chlorophyta; Mamiellophyceae; Mamiellales; Bathycoccaceae
Exons: 3
Biological process (GO): polysaccharide catabolic process
Molecular function (GO): beta-amylase activity
Source: RefSeq, a predicted model, not a curated record
GUGCGGGUGAUGCUGCCGCUGGAUUGCGUGGCGAGGACGACGACGAGGACGACGCGGGAGACGCUGGCGAAGGCGCUGCGAAGCGUCGCCGACGCGGGCGCGGACGGCGUCAUGGUGGAUUGCUGGUGGGGGGCGUGCGAGGGCGAGCGACCGAGAGCGUACGAGUGGCGGGGAUAUCUCGCGCUGUGCGAGAUGUGUCGAGACGCUGGAUUGAGCGUGGACGUCGUGCUGUCGUUUCACGCGUGCGGGGACUCGGUCGGGGACGAGGGGUGCGAAAUCGGCUUGCCGGAGUGGGCGCGGGGGGAGCCGGCGAGGGAAAACAUGUACGCCGAUCGACGAGGAAACGUCACUGAGGAAUACUUGUCGCUGUGGGGGGACGAAACGCGGGACGCGCGACGAGGCGAUCGAUCGCCGUUGGAGUGUUAUCGCGACUUCAUGGCGGCGUUUCGCGCGGCGUUCGCGACGUUUUUGACCGGGUCCGCAGACGCGCCGCCGGUGAUUUCGCAAGUCAUCAUAGGUCUCGGGCCGUGCGGUGAACUUCGGUAUCCAUCUUAUCGCGCGGGUGAUGGAUGGCACUUCCCGGGCGUCGGUGAGUUCCAAGCCUUUGACGAGCGCGCGCGCAUGUCCCUGGCGUACGAAGCCGCGGCGUGCGGCAAGCCCGAGUGGGGACGCCACCCGCCGGUGAACGGGCCGAGCUACAACUGCGAUCCGGAGGGAAACGUCUUCUUCGCCGCCGACGGAACGGGGGAUUGGAACACGCCGUACGGUAAGUUUUUCUUGUCGUGGUACAGUCGCGAACUCGUCGCGCACGGUGAGCGCGUUUUGGAACACGCGGUGCGGGAGUUUGACGGCGUCGACGCCUCGCUCGGCAUCAAAUGCGCGGGCGUGCAUUGGUGGCACGGUCACCCCAGUCGCGCCGCGGAGUGCACGGCGGGGUAUUACAACGCCACGCCCUCGCCGCCUGCGGACGGGAACGGCGAUGUGGACAUGGUUUUAGGAUGUGAACCGCGAGGAUACUCGCAAAUCAUCGACCUGUGCGCUCGAUUCGGCGUCGAGCUUACGUUUACGUGCGUGGAGAUGCGCGACGUCGAGCACUCGCCGGAGCACAUGUGCUCGCCCGAAGGCUUGUUGGCGCAAGUUCUGCGAGAAGCGGCCGAAGCCGGAGUGACGGUGAACGGAGAAAACGCGUUGGCGAGAUUCGAUGUCGACGCGUUCGCGCAAAUCGUUCGCACCGACGAUACGAUGAUGACUUCGUCGUCGUCACCCGAUACCGCGUGCGUUCUCGGAUCGUUCACGUACCUGCGGAUGUGCGACGAGCUCUUCGAGCCGCAGAAUUUCGACCGCUUCGCGCGCUUCGUGCGAGACAUG